This is a messenger RNA of Dermacentor albipictus, 3898 nucleotides long. RefSeq lists its product as uncharacterized. The record is from RefSeq and is a predicted model, not a curated record. NCBI's taxonomy places the organism in Eukaryota, Metazoa, Arthropoda, Arachnida, Ixodida, Ixodidae.
CCAUGCGUAUCCAAGGGGUGAGGACAGCGCAUGCGCUGAGAAGGAGGAGGUCGGGACCGUUACCGGCUUGAAGCGAGAAGCGAGACUCACCCUCGCCUCGACGGUGAUGGUGGUGAAGUAAGUGCCCGCGCCAGCCCGAAGAACACGCUUGGCGCUCGAAACAAUUGGACGUCAGCGGAGCCCGUGGAAAGCGGCAGCCGAAGGACCUGUGCGGCAGCAUAAUCGCACCGCGGCUGUAACGGAGCUGUAAUCGGCGUGGCAGCGAACCAAACGCUCGCUUCUCGUGGGGUGUGCUUUGGUAGUUCUCGAACCGAGCUGCGCAGUUUGUUGCAAGCAAGAGGCCGUUGCAAAUCGGCACUGGUACCAACUUUCCAGGAGAGAUUCUUCAGUGAAGUCGUCUUUGCGAGGGUGUCCGGAAAGCUUUCCGAGGACAGCCAAGCAACUCGAAAGUACAGUCUUGACGCUUUAUAAGAGUGCCGAUGAUGUUACCCCAAGCGCAUAAAAGGUGGCGAAGCUGAAACCCCUCUCAAGAAUUUGUGUAAGUUUGAUGACAGGAGGAUAAAUCGUGAUUUCCAGGUGAAUCAGACUUUGUGCUCGUCAGACUGGUCUGCAGUGCCUCUCCUCGAGAUAUACUAAGCGCUGGACAGCAAGCCGUCUUUCAAAAGCUUUUGUUCACCGAUCUCAAGAAGUCGUGUUUCCUAAACUUUAAGAGACUUACCAAGUGCUUACAGCACGUGAUUCUCUUAGCUUGUACGAGAAGUUACUAGCACGUGGUGUGAGGUUGCCCAAAAUCGCAAGCAAGAAUACUUGGAGAGCUAUUUGGACCUCCCAGUACUGCGACGCUCCCGAGGUCUUCGCCUUCAAUACCUCAAGACAUGGCUCGAUCAAGGGUAUGGACAACUGUGGCUGCAGCGUGCGUCAUUGUCACUAGCUGCGUCCUGCCGGCCAUGGCUCAGACGUGCAGCUUGGAGCGAUCGGCUCAGUGCCGUGACGACCUGAUGAGGCAAGUACGGCAGGAGAGCCGCAGCUUCAGGGGGCAGGAGAUCGCCAACCUCUGCAGAUCUGCCCGGGACAACAUGGCUUGCCUGAUGUGGCACUCGGCCAACUGCCAGUCCAGAGACCAGCAGGACAAGAGUGGCGACGUCAUCCUGUCUGCGAAGUCCUUCCUGGACCGAUCAUGUGAUCUCGACGGAGGCUGGCGCGUGAGCCGCUGCUUCCAGUACGACGACGUGAAGCAGUGCGAAGCCAACUUCGUGGCCGGAGGCAAGACGUCCAUCGUCACCGACUCGUGCAGGAGCUACGUCGCGUUCAAGCGGUGCGUCAAGGACGUGGCGGGCCGUCGGUGUUCGGUGGAGGAGGAGCGCCAGCUGUCCUCCUACCUGGUGGACCGGGCGCGGGAACUGAGCUGGCAGUGCGGCGCCAGUUCGGGAGAAGCCCGGGACGUGCACAGCAUCUACCGGUCGGGGUCCCCUGGCGGAUACGCCCCCUACACGCAAGCCCCGGCCUACUACCCUCCUCGGUACCUGGGGACCUCCUCCACGAGCCCCCCGCUGCCACUGGCACCACUGCACCGAUACAAUUUCUCGGCCGUUUCCGCUUCCUCGCCCUCGUCUAGGGCGUCUUCCAACGAGGAUUCGUACUGCAUGCUUCGUGCCAGCGAGUACAUCCAAGACUGCUCCAGGGAACACCAGAAGCGACAGUACAACGCCAGGAGAUAUCACUCGGACGACCGAGUAAAGGAGACUUGCUGCGCCACACUAGCCUACCGGGAAUGCAUCAAGGUGGUGCUGCACGACCAGUGUCGAGACGCCGGCAGCGCGGUCAUCGACAACAUCCUCUACCAGCAGACCAGGGAGCUCGACUACGAGUGCAGGGACUUCAACGCGUACCGCUGUAGCGGCUGCAUCGCCAAAACCUCCGGUGCCAUGCUGCUGGCCGCCGUAGCACUGGUCCUGGUUCGCGCCGUCGCCUUCGGCAGCAGCUGAGCACGCGCCGGCCUGGUUAUAACAGUCCACGCUGGAAGAUGUGCAUGCUGGGACGCUGUGGGCAAACAUCCGCCAUUGUGCUUAGGGCCACACGAGUCGAUCGAGUCCGGGCUUGCACGUCAUACUGAAUGUUGCCCAGCUAACAGAGACAGGUAUAAAUGGUCGUUUCCUGCAUACCGCUAGCUCAUCCUCGCUCAAAUUACACGCAUACCCACACUUCCGCAGCGAAUUCGGUUUACUAUGUUUCGGCGCAUACUUGUGCGUUUCGUGUAGAAGAAAUCUCGCGCUCGGUGUCUGGUAUAGUAACAGUCAUAGUGACAGACGACGUAACCAUUCCCACCGCUGCAAGCGACAAUACAUGGCAACGCAACGGUGCAUGCCGGCGACCUGAAGUCGUGGUUCACCCUGGACGAAAGAAGCACGUGCUGAACCCAAACACGACGCUGAACGAAAUAAACUGUGACUGACACGUCUAACCAUAAUUUCGGUACUAUAGAGCAAGCCCGUUUAUGCCGGUACAAUCAGUUAUACCUUCCUCUCUUGUUUACGCAACAGUCUCCACGCACACACACGAUUUCUCUCUUCUCACCUGUCUCCUUUCCAUCCUAUUACAUCGUAUUUUUUGAGCGCAUUAGGCAGCGCUGCGGCAAUCUACUGCCGCUUUCAUAAGCGCUGAUUAUGUCCCUCCAUCACCUGAAGAAAAAAAAAUAUUGUGCCAGUUACCCAUGCGCGGCGAAAAUUUUGAGCUCGGCUUCUGUUAUGUCUUGAUGACAACCAGAGACUUUCGUAUUGAGGCCCAUAAUACCUUGGGUCCUGUAUGACUCACCUCUAAGCCUGUCUCUAGCGAAUUUGUUUCUCCAGGAGCCUGCACACAUAUAGGCGCACACUGACGCAUUACAGCCCAAAAUAAGUGUCGCCGCAUAGCGGACGAAGUUGAAGUUAAGUGCCGCGAUGUCCUUGGAAGAGAUUUUUCAUACCAUGAAAAAAAAAAAGACAUACAAGGCGUGUAUUUUAUCCAUAGCGUCACUAUUUAACUUCGCCUUCUUUAACGCGACAAAUAAUCGCGGUUUUUUAUCAAAAACAACUCGGCCAAAUUACUUAAGAAUUACAUACAGUAUAUUUGUUAAGGCGAGUCUAUUAUGACGUGGUAAGUUUCAUCAAAAUAACCUGGCAUUCUGCGCGUCGUAGUAGUAUUUUUCAUCUACAUGGCCGGUAAUAAUUCUGCACACACGUGUUAAGACAUCCGCCCCCCUUCCUCCAACAGCGGGCAGAACUUAAAACCCCAAGCGAAACGCGUUUACAACACAUUGUUAUGGUAAAUUCUGCUGCAUGCAGAAGUUUAAACGUUUGCGUGAGAACAUGCAUGGGCGCAUGCUAUACAUGUGGCCAUAAAGAAGUUCUUUUUGUGAUAAAAAUGCCUGUGGCGAAAUGUUUAUUCUAAGUAGAAAUAUGCGCCUUCGUUCAGAAUAUCGUGUUUGUGUACACUGCAUCUACACUAUUCCGUAUGGAGGAGAUUUCGGUCGUUCAUGAGAGUGAUUCGGCCGACCGUAUGUGCCUUGAGUGCCGUUUUAUCUGUCGUAUCACACUUGAUCAUUGUACGGGUGAAUGUGAAGUCAGCGUUUGACAUUAAGUUUAUGGUGCGCAUCUCAAGUCAUGCAGCAGAGAUCUUGGCGUGUUGUCGGAAGGCCAAAACGUGAUCGAAGAAUCUCGCAAUCUUUAUCUCCAUGUUUGUAUUAAUUGAUUGAUCACAGUUGACAAACAUAGAAUGAAAUUAACGUGUUUAGUAGUGAAACACGCCAGUUUCAAAUUAUCACGUGUUCGCGCCGGUAUCAGUGAUCAAACGGGGACAGGAUUAUACAGCCGUGUAUUUUGUUAUAUAUAUAUAUAUAUAUAUAUAUAUAUAUAUAUAUAUA